AUGUCUGAUGACGGAUACGGUGGUGGCGGCGGCAGAGACGACUACGACUACGAUGGCGGAGGAGGAUUUGGGGAUGACGCAUUCGAUGAAAACUACGACUUGCUCGCAAAUGAGGGCGCCGAGGGUGAAGCUCAAGGAGAGGGCGAACAGGCCAACGGCUUCCCCCCCAACGGCGCAGAGGGCGCACCCGAGGCCGGCGACGGCCAGGCUGGUCAACCUCCAUCUCAAUCAGGCAUGCAAGGGGAGCGACAGGCGAAUAAAGAGCGCGUCACAACACCAUACCUCACGAAAUACGAGCGGGCACGGGUGUUGGGUACUAGAGCGUUGCAAAUCAGCAUGAAUGCACCUGUGCUCGUGCCCCUCGAAGGCGAGACGGACGCUCUCCAGAUUGCUAUCAAGGAGUUGUCUCAGCGCAAGAUCCCCCUUACCAUCCGACGCUACCUCCCUGACGGCAGUUUCGAGGAUUGGAGCGUUUCUGAACUCAUCACUGACUGA
This is a messenger RNA of Epithele typhae, 495 nucleotides long. Its product is annotated as subunit common to RNA polymerase I. Gene Ontology annotation, biological process: DNA-templated transcription. NCBI's taxonomy places the organism in Eukaryota, Fungi, Basidiomycota, Agaricomycetes, Polyporales, Epitheliaceae. The record is from RefSeq and is a predicted model, not a curated record. Gene Ontology annotation, molecular function: DNA-directed RNA polymerase activity; DNA binding. The transcript has 4 exons. Bases 1 to 495 code for a protein of 164 amino acids. Gene Ontology annotation, cellular component: RNA polymerase I complex; RNA polymerase II, core complex; RNA polymerase III complex.